AUGGAAAACAGAGUUCAUAUUUUUGACACAACCCUGAGAGACGGAGAACAAGUGCCCGGAUGCAAACUCAAUACCCCAGAAAAAAUACUUAUCGCGGAGCGUUUAGAUAUUUUAGGGGUAGAUGUUAUUGAAGCGGGUUUUCCUAUUUCAAGUCCUGGGGAUUUUGACUCGGUAAAAAAAAUUGCAGCUAUAGUAAAAAAUGCAAGUGUUUGUGGUCUGACAAGGGCUGUCAAAAAAGAUAUUGAGGUAGCAGCGGAUUCGCUUAAAAAAGCAAAAAGACCGCGUAUUCAUACAGGUAUCGGAACAUCAGAAUCACAUAUUAAAUAUAAAUUUAAUGCAAAUAAAGAUACGAUUAUUGAACGUGCA
Molecule: messenger RNA, 366 nt
Organism: Stylophora pistillata
Lineage: Eukaryota; Metazoa; Cnidaria; Anthozoa; Scleractinia; Pocilloporidae
Product: 2-isopropylmalate synthase-like
Source: RefSeq, a predicted model, not a curated record